Messenger RNA from Pseudoliparis swirei, 2004 nucleotides. RefSeq names its product zinc finger protein 32-like. Gene Ontology annotation, cellular component: nucleus. The record is from RefSeq and is a predicted model, not a curated record. The transcript is spliced from 2 exons. Lineage: Eukaryota; Metazoa; Chordata; Actinopteri; Perciformes; Liparidae. The coding region runs from base 24 to 1208 and encodes 394 amino acids. Gene Ontology annotation, biological process: regulation of transcription by RNA polymerase II. Gene Ontology annotation, molecular function: DNA-binding transcription factor activity, RNA polymerase II-specific; RNA polymerase II cis-regulatory region sequence-specific DNA binding.
GUCUUCGCCGAGGUAAAACAACAAUGUCGUCAGUUGAGAACAUGAGAAAGUUUGUCCACGAGCGGCUGACUGCUGCUGCGGAAGAAAUAUUCGGAGUUUUUGAAAAAACUAUCUUCGAGUACCAGGAAGAGGUCGACCGUCAGCGCAGACUGCUGGACAUCGUUUGGAAACCUGAAAUAAAGCUACGCAGAACAGAGCUCCCAGAGCAACAUGUCUAUAAGGAUGAGGAGGAGGAGGAGGAAGAAGAGGUUCUCUCUGAGCAGCAGCUCUGUAUUCAGGAGAGGAGCUCCAGUCUGGACCAAGAGGACCCAGUGCCUCCACAGACCAAAAAGGAACAAGAGGAACUCUGCACCAGUCCGGAGGGAAAGCAGCUUGAGCUGAAGCAGGAGACUGAGACCUUCAUGUUGACUCCUACUCAUGAGGAAACGGACCACAGUGAGCCAGAACCCACAACUGACCACCAGCUCGUAGCUGAGAGCCCAGAUCGUAAAGGAAGUGAGCAUGAAGACUCUGAAUCAACCAGAAAUCCGGAGCCAGAACCAAAGAAAAUAGAUCCCAAAAAUAGAAGUCACUGUGACGAUGAGAACUUGUUCAUGAUUCCCAAUGAUACUCAAAUCGGGAAAGCACUUUUCCAAUGUGAUACUUGUGGAAAAACAUUCAAGUGCAGGUCAGGUUUGUCUACACACCUGAGAACACACACAGGUGAGAAGCCAUUUUCUUGCAAAACAUGUGGAAAAGAUUUUCGAUAUAGUGAUGACUUGAAAAGCCACAUGAGAACACACACGGGUGAGAAGCCAUUUUCUUGCAAAACAUGUGGAAAACAAUUCAUUUACGCAUCAACAUUGAAGGUUCAUAUAAGAAUCCACACACGGGAGAAGCGAUUUUCUUGCAAAACAUGUGGAAAGAGUUUUGGACGUAGUGGUAGCUUGACGGUCCACAUGAGAACACACACGGGUGAGAAGCCAUUUUCCUGCAAAACAUGUGGAAAGGGCUUUAGGGAGACAUCAACAUUGAAGUCUCAUAUAAGAAUCCACACGGGUGAGAAGCCAUUUUCUUGCAAUACAUGUGGAAAGAAUUUUAGACGUAGAGCUAACUUGAAGGUCCACACAAGGGCACACACUGGCGAGAAACCAUUUUCUUGCAAAAUAUGUGAAAUGGAUUUUCGAUAUCGUUAUCACUUGAAAAACCACAUGACGACACACAGGUGAGAAGCCAUUUCCUUUCAAAACAUAUGGAAAAUAUUUUGGACGUAAUGAUGACUUGUUGGUUCACAUGUGGAGAGCCCACUCUGGGUAGAAGCCAUAACUGCAAGAAAACAUAAUUUGAGGCUACUCUGUUGACGAGGCUCAUAAGAUCACAUGCGUACAAGUAGCCUUGUAUUUGCAAAAUGAAGAAAAGAUAAUUCAGUUCUCGAGUUCAGUUGUUGCAAAUGUCUGACCAUUUUUCUUUUGUUUUCAUAAUGUGUAUUUACACUUUAUAGUAUUCUCAGAUUCAGAUUGCACUUUAUUGUCAUUGCACAUCGUACGGUUACUGGGGCAACCAAAUGUAGUUUUACAUCUGACCAGAGAGUGCAAAGAAACAGUAUACUGUAAAUAAAAAGUGCACUGCAGAUAUGGUAAAUGGUAGAAAUGUAUAAACAUAUAUAACUGGUAUGUACAAGGAUUAAAUUAAAUAAAUGGUUAAUUAAAAGUUAAAGGUGCAGUGGCUAUAUUUAGGCAUUUAAGGUGCAGUGUGAUUGGGGGAGGGUGUGGAGAGAGGUUGGCCAUGAGAAACAGUUGAGGCUGAGAAACCCUCUCUGUAUUGUUCAGUUAGUAAUGUUGUCAUUAGACAACUUCUGUUUUUGGUCUACCUCAUUUAUUACUUCAAUGUAUUUUGAAAUUCCAUCAACUUAAUUCAAUUAUCGUUGUUUUGGAUUUUUGAGGUGGCCCACACACAAUUUGUAGGUGGUGUGCAACAUGGUGCUGUCAAAGAAUCAAUUAUACAUUUUUGUUUGUAAAAAGCUUA